Messenger RNA from Aureobasidium pullulans EXF-150, 2085 nucleotides. Its product is annotated as cytochrome P450. Bases 267 to 1775 code for a protein of 502 amino acids. The record is from RefSeq and is a predicted model, not a curated record. Gene Ontology annotation, molecular function: iron ion binding; monooxygenase activity; oxidoreductase activity, acting on paired donors, with incorporation or reduction of molecular oxygen. NCBI's taxonomy places the organism in Eukaryota, Fungi, Ascomycota, Dothideomycetes, Dothideales, Saccotheciaceae. The transcript is spliced from 6 exons.
GUGCGAACAUGAUCCGUCUUCCUUUCUCUGUUUCCUGCAUCGCUGGAGGUUUCUCGUUGGUCAGAUGAGCUUUGACUAGCCUGAUAUGGUGUACCUCAGGGUUCGGCAUGAGUUCCCCCAUCUUCCAAAGCUUAUACAGACGUCAAAUCAUCGUCCUGAGUAGGGCUGCUCGUUGAACUCUCCGAAGUGAUACACAGUAGGGAGGUCAUAUAAUUAGAGGACACCCGUCCGCAUCUCGUUGCUUCGACUUGACCAAUCUUGACAAAAUGCCUGCAAUUCAAUCCCCGACCGUUCCGCUUAUAGGACAAGCCUCUAACAUUGUCCUGCUAUCGUUCUUCCUCACAGCUUGUGUAUCGGCGUACGUCGUAUAUCAGAGGUUCUUCCAUCCACUUGCUUCCGUCCCCGGACCGUUCUGGGCCAGUCUCUCUCGACUAUGGAUCACGAAGCACAGCUGGGACGGUGACAUGCACAGAACCAUGAUCGCUUUACACGAAAAGCACGGCCCUAUCGUUCGCAAUGGCCCCAACGAAGUCAGCAUAGCGGACCUUUCAGCCAUCAAGACCAUCUACGGCGCUGGUACCAAGUUUCGUAAGAGUGACUGGUAUUCAGUGUGGCAAGGCCACCGCAAGUUUGACUUGUUCGCGGAGAAGGACGAGAAGCUGCAUGGCAAGCAGAGAAGCUUGAUCAGCUCAGCAUACUCGAUGACAAGCUUGAAGGAUCUGGAGCCGUACGUCGACGACAGCGUGAAGAGGUUCUUGGAUGCAAUGAGCGAACGCCAGAAUCAAGUUGUCGACAUGGGCAAAUGGGCACAGCUCUUUGCUUUCGACGUUAUUGGAGAGAUUACCUUUUCGAAGAGCUUCGGCUUCAUGGACGCUCAGGCCGACGAUGGAUCCUUCGCACAGAUCGAGGGCGCUCUACAGUCUGCCGCAUGGAUCGGACAAGUCCCAUGGCUUUAUUGGCUUCAUGACCGCCUGAUGCCAAUCAUCGGCAAUCGUCUUGCUCUCAACAACCGCCAUGGAUCUCUUCGUACCCUAGCCGCCAAAGAGAUUUCCGCCAGGAUGGAUCGUGGAAGCGAGCGCAAAGACAUCCUCUCAAAGCUGCACAAGGCACAGAGCGACAAGCCUGGCGAACUCGACGACAAUGCUGUCAUCAGCAUGGCGACCUCAAACAUCUUCGCUGGUAGCGAUACUACUGCGAUCUCCACUCGUGCCAUCAUCUACUACCUGCUCAAGAACCCGCAGUACAAGCAAAGACUGAUCGAGGAGAUUGACGAUUUCAGAAGGCAAGGAAAGCUUAGCAACCCCGUCAAGCUGGCAGAGGCAGAUGCCAUGCCGUACUUGCAGGCCGUCAUGUAUGAGGCGCUACGCUGUCACCCAGCAGUGGGCAUGAGCUUGCCUCGAGUGACUCCAGCUGGCGGCGCCACCAUUGCUAACACUUUUAUUCCAGGCGGAACCGUCGUUGGUGCCAAUCCGUGGGUGAUUCAUCGAAACAAAGAAGUUUACGGCGAAGAUGUCGAGGACUUCCGCCCGGAUCGUUGGCUGAAGGAGGAUACCGGAGAUAUGCGUCGAUUCUUCUUCACGUUCGGCUCAGGUGCUCGAAUGUGCCUUGGAAGGAAUAUCAGCUGGAUGGAGAUGUCCAAGCUGAUACCAACCCUGUUCCUCCACUAUAACAUUGAGCUCGCCGAUCAGAACGCAGAGUGGAAAGAGACGUGCUUCUGGUUCGUGAUGCAGCAAGGUGUGAACGUGAGACUCGUCAAGCGUAAUGUGCCAUCGUAGAGCUACGUUUGACCUACAGCGCUCUCUCGUUCCAAGGUGCUGCGAUAAAUCGCUGAGAUGUGUCGGACGGACUGAGCUAUGAGCAGAGGAUUAUGGCUGAGGAUUCUCUGGCGAACGGAGCUAUUGACGACGGUUCGGGUGUGUACUUCCAGCUCUGAGGGCAUUGUAUCGUCUGUAGCUAAUAGCACUUACCUCAUGGCCGGAGGUCGACACCGUUCGGCAUGUGCAGUAAGUAGAUGUUAAUGGUCCCAAUGGUCACUCUACAAGAGGCACUCUUAUCGAAACCAGGCACUGUGACUUACUCCAAGGC